This is a messenger RNA of Chiloscyllium plagiosum (whitespotted bambooshark), 1061 nucleotides long. RefSeq names its product transmembrane protein 17-like. Gene Ontology annotation, biological process: non-motile cilium assembly. Gene Ontology annotation, cellular component: ciliary transition zone. Lineage: Eukaryota; Metazoa; Chordata; Chondrichthyes; Orectolobiformes; Hemiscylliidae. The record is from RefSeq and is a predicted model, not a curated record.
AACGGUAUAAUUAAUAUUUUAUAUGGCACUGACAAAUACUUCAGGGUAUCAGAGUGUUUGUACGUAUCUGGUGUUUUGGCUGCUGUUGCAGGAGAUUACUGUAUUACUGCACAUCAGAUGGUGCUGGGAUUAUGAAGGAUUUAACUCAAAUGGAACAGAUUUCUCUACUAGCCAUGUCUCUGUACUCUUCUCUGCCUCAUAAUAUCAGUCAGAAUCUGACCAACUUCAGUGGAUCUCUUUUCAUCAGCACUAAAACUCGAGACUGUGGCAAUGGACAUAACAAUAUUUCAGCUAAUGAGGUGGUGUCCAGCUUACCCUUGCAGAUGACACUGUAUUUCAAUGUCGUCUUCUUUCCAUUCUGGUGGACAUCGGAAGUGACCAUGCUUCAACUUAAGUAUAGCCUUUUACCAGGAUACUACCAGUGGUUGCUUUUGAUGGCUGUGACAAUUCUCACGUUAAUUGAAUGUGUCCGACUUUAUCUGGGCUACAUGGGAAACUUGCAGGAAAAGCUGCCAGAGUUAGCUGGAUUUUGGUUGCUAUCCUUCACAAUCCAGCUACCUAUUAUUCUCUUCUUCCUCAUUGAUCGAUCUAUCAUCAUUUUACCCCUGGAGCAGACUAUUCACAUUCUCUACUUGACCUUCCUGGUUUUUGAAUUGGUUGUGGGAUUCCAGGCCCUAAGACAAAUGACAAACCACUUUGCUACACGCUUUUACCUUCAGCACUUUCAAAAGCCAGAACAUUCACAACAGAACAAAACGAGACAAGGAACAAGUAUUCGACAUGGGAAGAACUCUGUUUCCAAUGUUUAGUGAAGUACAAACUUCCAAGAGUAUUGAAGGUCCCAACCACGUUAAUGCAUGCAGAUCCCACCAUUAUUCCUGUGAACUUAUCCCAUUGCAAAUGCCAAGAUUUCUGUUCUAUUGUGAGGUGAAUGCUGUGUGAAAGAACUGAUGUUUGUUUCAGUGUAAUUCAGUCAAUGAGUAGGACUCGGAAAGCUUCACAGCUUUAUGUAUUAAACCCACAGAAAACUGCCACAAUACUUUUUUCUUUAAAUAAAGCCA